Molecule: messenger RNA, 781 nt
Organism: Musa acuminata AAA Group (dessert banana)
Lineage: Eukaryota; Viridiplantae; Streptophyta; Magnoliopsida; Zingiberales; Musaceae
Product: RING-H2 finger protein ATL8-like
Exons: 2
Coding region: 22-573 (183 amino acids)
Source: RefSeq, a predicted model, not a curated record
UCAACAACUCUUUCACACGCAAUGCGUUCUCUGGCGAAGUUUCUCCAGUCCUCCGAACCGCUGCGGCAGGCGGAAUCGCCUGCACCCCUACUUACCGUUGACUCCGACGUCGUCGUCAUCCUCGCCGCGCUCCUCUGCGCCGUCAUCUGCGUCGUAGGCCUCGCCCUCAUCGCCCGCUGCUCCUGCUCCUCCGCCUCCGCCUCCGCCGCUGCACCCGCUCCGUCCUCGCCGCCCAGUAAGGGGCUGAAGAAGAAGGUUCUCCGAGCGCUUUCGACGCUUUCCUUCGACUCGUCCGCAGCCGUGGCCGGCUGCGUCCAGCUGGUCGACUGCGCCAUCUGUCUCGCCGAGUUCGCCGACGGCGAUGAGGUCCGCGUCCUCCCGCAGUGCGGGCACGGGUUCCACGCCGGGUGCGUCGACACGUGGCUCCUGUCCCACUCGUCCUGCCCCUCCUGCCGCCGGGUCCUGGUGGUCCCCGCCCCGCCAUCGCGGUGCGGCGCGAACUCCUCCGAGACCGUUCGCGCCCCCGACGCCAAGGCGGCCGAGUGCGGCAGCGUCAGCACGGUCUCGCCCUGAAACACUUCCCCUCUCUGUGGUGCGAAGCAGGCUUACAAUUGCUGAUGGAAACCAAGUUUGUGCCAUCAGACUUUAUUGGAAGCAGAAGAACUACUAGUAGACUGGAGUUUGGUCUAUCACCAUUGCCUGCAGUGGAGUUGUUGGGUUCACAUGUUUCCACAAAAGACUGCCUUCUCUUUCCGAAUUGCUUUCAUUUACCUUCCCUUUU